This is a messenger RNA of Cloeon dipterum, 6146 nucleotides long. RefSeq names its product Exchange factor for Arf 6 (gene Efa6). The record is from RefSeq and is a predicted model, not a curated record. The transcript is spliced from 13 exons. Gene Ontology annotation, molecular function: phospholipid binding; guanyl-nucleotide exchange factor activity; protein binding. The coding region runs from base 202 to 3264 and encodes 1020 amino acids. NCBI's taxonomy places the organism in Eukaryota, Metazoa, Arthropoda, Insecta, Ephemeroptera, Baetidae. Gene Ontology annotation, biological process: regulation of ARF protein signal transduction.
UGGUGUUGCGACUGCCGUCGAUACAAACCCCUUACGGACCCCUUUCUUUCAAAAAUCGGCCCUAUUCGGGCUUUACGGGUGGCUCUCGGUGGUGCCGACGCGUGCAGCGGGCGGCGGCUACGUCGACCAGGCGCCGACCGAGCGUCGAAGAGGCGAGGCCGACUGUCGGCGGGCGACAGUGACUAAUGAGAGCGAGCGAAAAUGGACGAGGGUGUGCGGAUUGUUUCUCUCCGCCGUAGUGAUUCCUUCGGCUUAGGAUUCUCCAUCCUCGGCGGCGCCGGCUCUCAGCUGCCGCCCAUCAUUUACGACAUCAUCGAGAACUCGCCGGCGGCCGAAAGUGGACAGUUGGAAGCUGGUGACAUCAUCUUAGAAAUAAAUAGAAAAGAUGUUCAUUCUUGUACAACUAAAGAAGUUUUGAGAUGUUUAAGACUGUCUGGUGAUGAAGUGACGUUAAAACUCAAGAGAGAUCCUCUUGUCAAGGCUGGUGUUUUAAAAUACUUAGAAUCUCCCGGUUGUAGCAUCGAUGAUCUGCAAGCGCUUUUAGAAAAGGAGCACUCCCACAACAGAGGCAGCAACAGCCGGACGGGCGAGAAGAGACGCAACUCGUCGCCACUCUCCUCCAGCAACAAUGGCAGCUACGCAAAAUUAUAUGAAGAGGAGGAGGACUUCUGCAACAACGACCACCGGCGCAACCCGCAGCAACAGCAGCAGGCGCAGCAGGAGAACAAACCUCCGCAGCCGCGCUUCGAGGCCUUCAUGAUGACCGGUGACCUCAUCCUCAACCUGUCCCGCCAGCAGCAGACCUCUGGCUUCAUUCCUCCAAAGCAGAAGGCUGUCGAUAGCCUUAGAUACCACAACUCAGUGCCAACGAGCCCCAACGAGUCGGAGCUGGGCAUGAAGUCGAAGGAGAAGUCCCCGCCGGAGGAGGGCAGCGCGUCGUCCUGCGCCAAAGGCAUCAACCCGCCAAACAUGGGCUGCUACUCAAGCAGCAGCGGCGGCUUUGUGCGGACGUCAAAGUCCGAGGACCACCUGCAGCUGCAGAAGGACAGCCUGAGCGCGGUGGACAUCGACAUCGAUGAGGACACGACGUCGUCGCUUAACAACCUGCUGGACACGCGGCAGGAUGCUGAGAGCAGCUGCUCGUCGCUGGCCACGGUGGCGCAGGCCAAGGACAGCGACCGCAUCGUUUGGACGUACAACGCGCCGCUGUCGGACCUGCAGCAACAACAGCAGCUACAGCGAAUGCAGGAGCAGUACUCGUCCGAGUCCAACUCGAUCUCGCCCAACUCGCCGACGUCUGUCUCCUCGUCGGUCAUGUCGAGCGACAACAGCAGCUCGAAGCGCAUCAUGCUACUCAACUCGAUGGACGGAGAGGUGAAUAACGGGGACUACUCCGAGGCCAUUUCCAGCCCCGAUUUCCAGGAGGAAGAGUCAAUGGAUAUUCUUUGCGCGAAGGAGCUGAUGGAGUUGAGCGACCCGAGCGAUAGUGACAGCACCAUCCUAGUGAGCGAGCGGACAGCGCAGAAGCGGGCCAAGGUGUCCCUGCAGGCGGCGGCUACCGUGGCCCAACAGCGACGGGCAGACCACGGUCGCAUGCUACAAGUGAAGGGGUCUGAUCGGCUGCGGCCCUCUGACUCGCCACCACCCAGCUCGGGAAACAUCACUCCCGACCACGUGGCCUACCAAGAGCUGAGUGAGGACGAGGCGCACGAAGACGAUGACAAACUGACUAGCACGGCCACCAAGUCACUGUCACCACCGUCUUCCAUCACCGAGGACGACAGCGACAUUGAGUCACUGCACAGCUUUCACUACAGCCCCAAGGCAGUCGAUAUGCCUUCCGUUCUCAGGCUGGCGAAACGGCUUUUUGAGCUGCAAGGUUUCAAGAAGUCAGACGUUUCUAGGCAUCUUAGCAAAAAUAACGACUUCAGCAGGGCUGUAGCAGAGGAAUACCUCAGGUUCUUCAUCUUUGAGGGGGACACUCUUGAUGCUGCGCUGCGCAAGUUCCUCAAGCAGUUUAGUUUAGCUGGCGAGACGCAAGAAAGAGAGCGUGUGCUAGUUCACUUCUCCAAGCGCUUCCUCGACUGCAAUCCAGGCACCUUUCGUUCACAGGAUGCUGUUCAUACGCUUACAUGUGCCAUUAUGUUGUUGAACACGGACCUGCAUGCGCAGAAUGUGGGCCGCAAGAUGACGUGUCUUGAGUUUGUUGACAAUUUGUCGGAGCUAAACGACGGUGAUAAUUUUCCUAGGGAUGUACUUAAGUCACUCUACCAUGCCAUCAAGUCGCAGCCCCUCGAAUGGGCCAUGGAUGAAGAGAGUGAGGAACUGCAAGCAUUGCAAGCUCAAAACAAAUCGCAGGAACCCUCUGGGCUCGGCCACAACCCGUUCCUGGACAUUCCCGAUGUCACCACCGCAAUUGAAUACAAAAAAGGCUAUGUGAUGAGAAAGUGUUGUGUGGAUCCCAACGGCAAAAAGACCCCCUUUGGUAAGCGGAGCUGGAAGAUGUUUUACUGCACGCUGCGGGAUAUGGUGUUGUACCUGCACAAAGAUGAGCACGGCUUCCGCAAGAGUCAGAUGUAUGACAACUUGCACAAUGCGAUACGAAUUCACCAUGCAUUGGCCACAAAGGCCGCCGACUACAAUAAGAAGCAGCAUGUCUUCAGGCUGCAAACGGCUGACCAGGCCGAGUACCUUUUCCAGACUAGUGAUUCAAAAGAACUUCAGUCUUGGAUCGACACCAUCAACUUUGUGGCUGCUAGUUUCUCAGCACAGCCGUUGGCCAGUGCUGUCGGAUCUCAAAGAAAAUUCCAAAGGCCACUCCUGCCUUGUAGUCACUCAAAACUCAAUUUGAGAGAGCAGCUGAGGGACCACGAAGAACGUGUUUCCAGGUUGGAGAAUGAGCUGGAGGACCACAGAAGACAUGUUCCUGAGCGAGGUGCCAAGUCUUUGAGCAUACAGAACCACAGAGAAAAGGACGCUUUUCUGCAAUACGAAUUGAAGAGAUACAAGACAUACGCCUACUUGCUGCGCUCGAAGAUGGCGCAGUAUCCUGAGCUGGAGCCUUCGUUGGUGGAAACCUCAAUCGGCGAGGUGGACGAGCGAGUAGACUGUGAGCUGGGCGGCUCGAUUGUGCCGCCGCCCAUCCCCGACCGACCUGUGCCGCGAGCCAACCCAACCAAUAGGUAUAGUUACCGAGCAGCUAUCUACAAUAGUAGCCGGGGCAGUAGUGGUGGUGGUGCUUCCCCGUCGGACGAUAUCGGCUGACGGAUGUUGGGUGUCUUUUCAGCUUGUGUGCUCUGAGCGAGACUGCAGCGUUCUAAAACUCGUUGUGUCUUUUCUGCCCUUGCUUUGCUUCCCCUCGCGCCGAGGGACCGUUUUUGUAAUAUUGCGUUGCGCUUUGACUCGUUCCGACUUCUUGUUUGUUACGCGCGGCUUCAAACACGCUCUUCCAAGGCCUUCUGAACGGAUCAGACUGAAAACUGGGAGGGACAUUGGUUUAAAUUCUGACUUGAAGAUGCAGACUCCCGGUGUUUUGAUACUAACGCUUCUAAUGAAAAUAUUACUAGGAUACGAGUAAAAGUAUAACGAUUGAUAUUUCAAAAUCCUUAAAUUUAAGUUUUUAUCAGAGCAAACUGCUAUUUGACCAUGCAGUUUAACUCUUUUAUGCUUAAUGCAAAAAAUUAAUUAUUUGAGGUGCAAAUUGGGCGUACUACAGCAUAUUGCGAACGAAAUUUUUAACAAUAUAAUAUAUCCACCGCAAUCCACCUAAAAGAUUUAUUUUUACCGCCAGAAAAUUAUUAUUUGUAUCAAGAAUGCACAGCAGCUGAUGUUUGUGGAAAUUCAAAAUUUAAAUUGACUGUGACAAUAUUUAAUUUACCGACAACAUUAUUUAAUAUUAAUUAUAGGGAAUUGAGCAAACUUUCUAGCAACCAGCGCUGUAUAAAACAAUUAGUUCCAAAAUAUUAAAUAUUUCGCCCUUUUCAUUCAAAAAUUCUCCAGUUAUAUCAGACACGUUUUCCCUUUUGAUUUCUUCUUGAUUUACCUCAGAUCCAGCUGAAGGGAGACGGCAUUAUUUGUACAGAAAAUUCUGUAAUAAUAUAAUUCAGUCAUUGCCAUAAUCUCUCGUGAAUUGCAAGAUAUUGCUAGAUAUUAACUAGUAGAAAUGGUUGAAACCCUUGAAUAGUUAGAAAAUGCUACCCUGGCUGCCCAAACUCUGCUCUGCCAUUUGCAGUGAGGAGUGCGAAUUGCAUUAAAACGAUUUUUACACGUAAUUUUGAUUAAAAGAGGUUUCCUAUCUCAGGAAUCAUUAGAAGUAAGCGCCAAAAAUUGAAUCUGCGUAGAGCAUUCAAUCUAAAGUAGAAUUCUCCCUGUCCCUCACUUUUCCUCAGCUGAUUCUCGUUGUUCAGAAGACCUUGACCCUCUGUAUUUCAUCUGUCUUUAGGUAUGUGCCUUUUUGUGGUCGCUUAUGAUUUGUGUGGAGUGUGAACCUUUGAAAGAGUCGUAUUUUUUGUACGUUCUUAUCUGGCUCUUUAUUCAAGUCUUCCUAUGUGCUGCUUCAUUGUUAAACGAAAACCUAGCGUUACUUUUUUUACUUUCGUCGCUGCAACUAAAGGCAAUCCUUUCCAACUGGGUAAGAGAAAAACUUGAUGUGUAUCAUGUUGUAAACGUAAAUAACAAUAUAGCGCUAUUCUAAUAACUAAAACAAACACACACAUGCGAAUGGAGGAAGUCACAUAUGUACCUGUAAUUAACUCUGAUCUUACAUGUGUGAGUUGGACAGCAUUAACUUUGCGCUGAAAUCCACGAGUCGUUGCAUUUCUAGAUGAUAAGGUUCGAUUGAUUUGUUUGUGAACAGGACUAAAAAGGAGAAAGCUCUCACAUCGCAAGUGUAGCCUUUCUGGACCGCAAUAGUGCUGCCGAUGACCGGACAAUUCCUUCAACAUGCAUUUAUCGUCAAGAGGAUUUUACGAUUUCAUUUUGCUAAAUGCAGAUACUGGGAGAAUGAAGAAAGAGUGAGAUUUUCGGGUGGAGCAGGCUGAUUGAAUUUUGCGUUGCGGCAGUUCAGCCGAGAUUUUUUGUAAUUUCUUUCUUCAUCUGUUAUGUUGAAACUCAUUGCUUAUAUAUUUUAAUUAAUUGUUAAAGUGAUUGAUUAAAUUUUUUAUCGAUAUGUAUCUCUCUAGUCGGGGCAUUACGCAAUAAUAACACAAACAUGCUUGUAUAUUUUACGCAUGUGGGUCAAGCAGCUACGAGUGAGCCCACUGUCGCCCGGAAAUGAAUUUUUUGAACAGAAAGUUGCCAAAUUCAAGUAAUAAUUUUGAGAAUUACAUCUGUUGAACGUGACUGUGGUUAAUAAAUGUGGGGUUUUUGAGGAAAGUGUGUGUUCAUGAGAAUAAUAACAGUAAAAACUAAACUUAAACGGGAACGAGGGAGCUAUACUGGAGGAGACAAGCAAAAUUCUCUCUUAAACUAGACACAAGCAGGCAACUUCUCUUCUGUGCUCCCUCGCCGUAAAAAUGGUGAUUCAUUAGAAACUGUUGCGAUUAUUUUUCAAUCGAUGUCUCUCACAACCAUUGUUACGAACGAAUGCAUUUAAAGCUGCAAAAUUACUUCAUUAAUAAUUUCAAACAGUUCCAGUUUGUUCGUCUGGAAAUUACCCUCUCUGUAUUCGUAAGGUUUUGUUCUCCUUGAAAUGAGCAUUACAUAAUUAAAGUUAGAGACGAAACGUUGUGACACGUUCUCCUUUCUUGGGUUUAAUACCGAUUCACUAUCAGUGACCGCAAAUAUUUGAUCUUGGAAGAAAACGCUGCAUUUUGUCGCCGCAUUCUGAUUUUCAAACUCCUGCCAAAAAUUCCAUUUCCUCUCGUUCCACAUUCAAGACAUAAUAAUUAUUAUCAUUCGCUCUGCAUUUUUCAGUGUCAAAACGAACGAGUAAUAAAAAGAAAAUGUGUACUAAAUAAAAUGUAAUAAAAGAACAAAAAUAACGUUUGGUAUUUUACACAUGAGUGCACAAGAGAUGAGUUGAGAGCAAUCAUGAUGUAAGCAAAUAAGAGAAUGAUGAAAGAUCAUUAAACUUGCCCUUAUACAUAUAUAGAAUGUACUGAUGAACAAUUAUUUAUUCUUAAUAAAACUGCGAUGUUAUUCAUGAA